UGAGGAUUACCUCCCCCAAGACCCAACUAUAACCCCCUCCCAAUCCACCACCAGACAAGUGAACCAACCCACCACGCACAAUGCGUUCCCUCCAGCGGCUCGUGGCAGCCGCCCUAGCCACCACCCAGGCGGCCGCCGCCUUCGAAUACAACACCUUCGACGGCCCCGGCUUCCCGUCCUGCUACAACGUAUCCCGGGUGCACGACGCCACCAGCGUCGCCGACAUGGCGGCCGUCGUCAAAGAAGUCGCCGCCGCCUCCUCCUCAUCCUCUUCCAACUCCUCAGCCGUCGGCCGAGUGCGCGCGGCCGGCAAGGGCCACAUGUGGUACGACACGCAGUGCAGCGACGCGUGGACGGUGAUUGUGCGCACGGAGCAGGUGGCGGCGAUCUCCGACUUUGAGCUGGCCGAGGGGGCGGAUCAGGGGACGGUGUGGGUGGAGGCGGGCACGACGUUUUUUCAGCUGGCGGAUUACUUGCAUGAGCGCGGCGCGUCGGUGGGGUAUACGUUGACGAAUUGGAAUAUUAGCUUUGGCGGGAGCGUGGCGAUGGGGGCGCAUCGGUCGUCGAUUCGGGAGGAUAGUAUGGUGGCGGCCGGGGUAUUGGCGAUGGAUAUUAUUGAUGGGAUGGGGGAGGUUAGGAGGGUGGUGAGGGAUGAGGGGGACGAUGAGUGGUUGGCCGCGUCGACGUCGUUGGGGUUGCUGGGCAUCAUUGCGCGGGUCCAGUUGCAGGUGUAUCCCGAUACGAAGGUCUAUGCCAAGCAGGCGACGCUUGACGAGAAGGACGUCCUCGACGGGGAUAUCUAUGGCAUGAUCGCGCCGUAUGCGACGGCCAACCUCUGGUGGUGGCCAUACAAGCGCAAGUUCCACCACCGGUACUACAACCCGGUGCCUGCCAACUCGACCCCCCAGGAAGGAUUCCAGAACACCUUCUCCGUCACCGAACUGGAGGCCAUCGCAGCCCGCACCAUGCUCGACAGCGGCAAGUACCUCGCCACGUCCAACAUGCUGGCCGAGGAGAUCUUCUUUGGCCUGUGGUCCAAGCCCAACUUCCGUGAGAAGACGACCAACGAAGAAAUCGAGGAGUGGCCCGUCUACGGUUGGAACUACGACGUUCUCAUCGGCGGCCUGUACCCAGACCAGAAGGCCGAGUGGGAUUACGGCCUGGCCGGCUACACGAUGGAGUUGGCGUUCCCUAUGCCGCUGGCGAACAAGAUGCUGAAGAGGGUUCGGGAGCUGUUUGACGAUGAGCUCAAGAAGGGGAUCAUCAUGACGUCGACGUACCGGAGUGGGAUUAACAUCAAGUUUGGCAAGGCCUACUAUGAUUUCCUCGGCCAGGUCACGUACAACACGACCGACGGCGCCGACUGGACUAAGGGCGCCAUCAUGUUUGAUUUUCCCUCGUUCCGGCCCACCAUUGGGGACCACAAGCGGUUCAACGAGCCGUUCUACCACAAAGUGGCCAACACGCUCAUCGACGAGUUCCCGUGCCGCCCGCAUUGGACUAAGAAUACUCGCGAAGUGUUCACUCGAUCGGUCAAGAACCUGGAUCCCAACGUGAGUGUUCCGGUCAGGUUGACGGGAGUAAGUUUACUGACUAGAUGCAUCAUGCAGCACCUCCGUCGCUUCAAGGCUGUUCGGGAGCGGUUCGAUCCUCAGGGCAUCUACCGCAAUGUGAUUGGGGAGAUUCUAGGGUUUUAUUGACGUGCGGUUGCAAUCAGGUACAUAAUAAUACGGCUUAUUCAGACGGGUCCACGGUACCUGGGGGUCUAAGAUCUUGAAACGUAGAUAUUUGAAAUUAAAUCAAUUAAGAAUGCUC
Molecule: messenger RNA, 1815 nt
Organism: Chaetomium fimeti
Lineage: Eukaryota; Fungi; Ascomycota; Sordariomycetes; Sordariales; Chaetomiaceae
Exons: 5
Coding region: 81-1700 (539 amino acids)
Cellular component (GO): membrane
Molecular function (GO): D-arabinono-1,4-lactone oxidase activity; FAD binding
Source: RefSeq, a predicted model, not a curated record